AUGGAUUCCACUAAUACUUUUCCAAUUUUAUUUUUCCAUGAUUUGGAUAUAGAUUUGAAGAUAGAAGAAUAAGGAUUUGAUGUUGAUGAUGAUGAUUAACUUAUCAUUGUCUCUGUAUAAAUACAAAGCAUAUCUAAGUAUGAUGCGAGUAAUCCUAAAUUUAUAGAGUACAAACUUAAUAACGAAUCAGCUCUUGCAUUUGGAAUUAUUAUGAUUGAUUAAAUUGGACAAAUAAAAUGGUUUAAAGUUGGGUUAUUAGCCUAUAAAUAAAUCUAUAAAACAGGAAUAAUUUUUUCUUAGAAUAUGAUCACUGCAAUUGUGAACUCAGCUUCAGAUGAGUUGAGAGUAGUCGAAAUGGAUAAAAUAACUGGAAACGAAAUCAGAGAUUUUAAAAUUGGAUUUCUUGGAUCAUCGCCUUAUCCUUCUAAAUCUGAAGUGGUAGUAGAUUUCAAGUAUGAUUCUAAAUAUUCAAAGCUACGAUAUAUUUUACUAAGAUUGACAUCUCUCGAUUAGACGACUUCACCUUAGGUUAAGUUAACCCCUUUCGUAAAGGAAAUAAGAUUACUUAUAUUACAUAAUGACAAUACAGUUCAAAAUCUUUUGAUGAGUUAUAUUGAUUCAAAUAGUACAUACUUCUAUCCAAACUUAUUGGCUUACUAGCUUUUUUUUGGAAAUGAUAAUUUCUAUAUUUCUGCUGGUAUACUUGACUCAUCAAAAUCACAAAAUGAAAUAGCUCUUAAAACUACUUUUCAAUCUCAUACCUGGCUUUCUAUAAACGCCAAUGCUCUUACCACUAAUUAGAUAUCUUACGAAUCAUAGAAGGAUACUGCAUUGACAAAGUCUUUUUUAUCAAAUGAUGAAUAAUAUUUGAUUGACUUGGCAUUUUUCACUGUUGAUAAAUAAGAUACUCUUCGAUAAACACUAUUAGACAUAGCAACUUUUAGUUUUUAUCCUACCGCUACUUAUAUUUAUAUAUUACCUACAAAUUAUAUUAUUGCUGAGGCAUGUCCCAACAAUGAAAUUGUCUUGAUUGGUGUUUUUUAAGGUACUGUUUCAUACUUUUUGAGGUACAAUUAUCUUACAUUAAGUACCAUUAAAUAUGGAAAUUUAAAACAGUUUUCAUCAUAGCAAUUCCUAUAUACUCAUGGAGGUAGUAAAGUUUAUAUUUCUAAGUAUGCUCCUAAGAAUGAUAUGCUUUACUUUCUUACUCCAAUAUAUUAUUCAAAAGGUUUCAAAUUGUUCUUGCACAAAUAUAGUGUUGAUCUAGAUCCAAUAACUACAUGUAUCAUUCCAGAAGAUUUUAAACCACCAUAAAGAACGACUAUUAAUACUCAAUAAGCACCUGCUCUUAAAAUUAUUAAUCUUCCAACGAUAACAAUCUCUUCUCAAACUAAUGUUUAAGAUGAUGUAACCUCAGAUUAAAAACUUUUUUAUUUCACUGGAAAUAUUUCUAAAGUUAUCUUACAUCAAUUAUCAAAUUUGCAAUGUCUUGGACCUAUGAUAAGAAAAUAGAAUUCUAUUGUUAAUUAUGAUUUCAAUCUUGAUCCAUCCUAGCUCUUUAAUACUUUGACAUUUGAAUCUUGCAUAGGGACAGAGUUUUAAAUUUAAGACAAAUUUAGUUACUUUAAUUCAACCUCAGACACUAAUUUCAAGUUUGAUUUAACGAUUGCAAAAAUAAAUGUGACAAUAAAUUAAACAGCAGAUUACGAGAAGUAUGUAGGUUCAAGAUAUAUUGGGGUAUACCCAAAACUAUUUGGAGGUGAAGACCCAAAAAAUGGAGGUGGAGAUAUAGCAAAACAUCUUUUAACUAAUUUUAUUCCUAAAUCAGAAUACGUGAAAGAUGUUACUGCACCAGAUCAUAAUUUCAAAAAUUGCAGUUAAAAAAUAUAUCCCUUGUUUUGGGGGGAAUCAUACCAAGUUUAAAUAUAGCAGUCUACCCUUGAUGAUUACGGUAAUAUAUUAAUGGCAGGAAGUUCGGAUAAACUACCAUUUUCUAAAAUUGCAGAUGGGAUUCCCUCAUUGCUUCAAGGAUUUGUGGCUUUAUUUGAUUAAAGAGCUCAACCUCUUUGGAUAUAUACAGCAUCAUAGAUUUAUUAAGCCGCUUAGAUGGCACUUCUAAAGUUUAAGCAUUCAAAUGGAAUGCUGAUUUAUUCUACGAAUCUACCAAAUAACACAGAUCAAUAGGGAGAUUUUGUCUAAGGUCUAGUAGGAAAUAAAGUUCUAGUGCUCUUUAGAUAUUAUAUUUAUGGGACCAAGUAAAUAGGAUAAGCUGCCCUUGUCUAUGAUGACAUCAUUGAAUCACCUCAAUGGUAUAAACUAUAUAAUACUUAGUAUUAAGAAUCUACUUUCUUAGAUCCGACACCUAGGACAUAUUUAGUUAAUUAAGUCACAGGUUAUUACUAUGUAUUUGAGUCAGUCCCUAAUCUAUUCAUUUAAACAUAUAAAAUUAGCAUUGCUACUGGACUUAUAGAGGCUUUAUCAAGAUGUACUCAGGUUAAUUAGGUAGCUUUAGGUUUCUUUUAUGCUACAUUUUUUAACAUGGAUAAGAUAAUACAAGGAGCUAUAGAUAUGACUAUUGGUUCAAACAUUGCUAUCAUCCAGAUUAUUAACCAGAAUGAUAUGACAGUAAUUGUAUAGGUAAAACUAUCAUUUGGGACAGGAUUUAUAUUAGGGAACAUUGCUAUUGAGGUGAUGAAUAACAACCAAGAUAUUUAUAUAGUCUUUUCAGACAAAUAAAUAGUGGUUGCAAAAUUAGAUACAAAUUUGCAGUCUUAAAAAUAUAAGAUUUACAGAGAUAUUUACUUUAAUGCUAAAAUUCAUAAUUUAAAGAGCUAUAAUAAUGAAUUACUCUAUUUCUUUAGCACACAAACAGUUUAAGCUAAAUACUCAUCAACAAUAAUGAGAUCUGAUGGUGAGCUAAAUUUUGAAGAAUUUUAAACAUUCAGUGGUGAAAACUUAGAUAUUGAAUCUACUGAUUAAAUGUGGAAAAUUCAGCUUGAUUCAAUAAUUAACACACCAAAUACCUUGAUAACAGAGUUUAGUCCAGGCAUAAACGGGAAUUUAGAAACUUAAUUAAUGCAAAAAUCUACAAAUUUAAACUGGACAACUUAAAGCCACUCUCCUAACAAAGUUAAAAGAAAUGAUAAUGGCUUAUCAGUUAUGAGAUAAAAACUUUUUAACGGAAAGUAUCAUUCACCUGGACCAAUUAUCAAUAAAAAUUUAGAAACAGACUUUACUUAUGAAUUUGUGCGUUAAACAGGAAUUUAAGAGAUUUAACUCAACUAACUUAAAGAUAAAUCAAUUUGCUUUGAUAGACCAAUUAUGAUAAUUUUGAUAUGCAGUAUAAACAGGAAUGAGACUCUAUUCUACCCUUAUGUUAAAUUCAAUAACGUUACAAGCAAGAUUAGUAUCAAUACAACAAUGAUCAACAAUGUCAAUUUCUAUCCAGGUACUUAUUAUGUUAAGGUUAGAUAUAUUGAUGCAUAUUAAGUCGAAGCAAGGAUAUUUCUUGAGACAAUCAUUUAAAUCAGAAUAGUGAACUCAGCUAAUAUCUCUUUAUCAUAGUCAAAUUUAACUUAAUGCACAACCAAUCCAUUCGCAUUCAGCUACAACUUUAAUUAAAUCUAUCCACUCUCAUUAUUCUUGAUAAAAGAAGAUGAAAAUCUUUUAUUGGGAGGUUUUUAAAAAAUUCUUGGUGGAAGUAACUAUAGCGAGGGUUUCGUAAUGAGAUUAUCAUAAACAAGUAGGCUUGAAUGGUUCAUUGUUAUCUUAAGUUAAAUCCAAUCAUAAGUAAAUAGUGUUUUGGUAUAGAAUAACUAAGUUUAUUGUCAAUUUAGAACUGAUAAUUAAUUCUUUGAUUCAUAAGAAGCUAUUGUUAAGUUGACUUAUGGUGAAGGCAAGAUUAUUUGGGCUCGAAAAAUUCAAAUGGAUAUGCCUAUAUUUGAAAGUAAGCUUGCUUUUGCAGAUAAUUAUGAGAUAGCAGGAGAUCCCUUCCAUCUAAGUCGAUUCGCAGUGCUCAGCAAAUAUAGACUUGAUUUAUCUCAAAGAUAUAUUAUUGCAUUCUCUAUGCUUGAAGAUGAUGGAGAUAGUUUAACAAAUCCUUUUAAUAUUUUCAUCAAAGAUUAAUCAGCAUAAAGUGAUGCUAAUAACUAAGCUGGAUCUAUUAUUUUUGAUUUAGAUUAAAAUUGCUCUUACUUCACUGGUUUCAUCAGAAAUAAAAGUAACAAUACAGGAAAUGGCUCAUAUGAUGGAAUAAUUGUUAAGGCUGAUUCAGUUACUGGCUAAAUAAUAUGGGCUAAAAGCUUUUGGCAUUCAGCAGCUCAAUACAAAAUAUCUUCAAAUAAUCCUCAUAUAAUCCAAAGCGUAUUUGAUAAAACUUUGAUUAUUGUAGCCCCUAUUAAAAAAGAUUCAUAAAUCAUAAAGUUAUCAUCUGAUGGUUAAUUGAUAUAAAAAGUAAGGAUUAUUACAAAUACUUAAUAAAUCAGAAGAACAAUGAUAGUUUAGAAUCCAAGCAACCAAAAUAUCAUUCUAGUGUCACAAACUGAUGCAUUAUUUGGAAGAUAGUUGAUAUUUUUGGAUAAAGACUUAAAAUCAAUUGAUGGAGGUAGAAUUUUAUCAAGUCCGCCAACAAAUAACUCCUUAACAAUAAAGUUUGUAGUACAAACUAGCACUUAUUUUAUUAUUGCAACUACUGAUUCGAUGCAUAGCUCCAUGGUAUUAUAAGAACCUGUAGUAAAUAAGUUUUCUUUUAACUGGCAUGAAAGUUCCAAGUACCAAUGUGCUGGAUUUACAGUGAAUAUGGAUAGCAAUAUUGGAUUAAUAUAGGAUAGUGACACUAAUUUUAUUGAUAUUUAAGCUGAUACCUCUAUAUAGAUUGACAAUACCAUUACUUAUUAAGUAGAUUUCUUAAGGUCAGUCUAAAUUCAUCCUUAUUAAAAUGCCUCAAGAAUGCCUGUUUCAUUUGGAUAUAGUACUACUACAUAAGGACAAUUAAUUCCAGCAUCAUAUAAGUAUGCAUGCUAGGAUAGUGCUAAUGUACCCCCUUCAGAGAUUGACCUUCCUGAGUUUAGCAUGAAAUAAGGUUCUACUGGAAUGUACCAGAUAGAUGCAUUGCAAGUAAAGCAGUGCUAGGGUUAUAGUUCUAAGAUUAAAACUAUUUAUAAUGAACUAAAAUCGACUACAAUAGAUAGCCCAUAUCUCUCAAUGAAGAAUAAUAUCAUUACAAUUGAUGGAACAAAAGCAACACUAUAGCCAAGCUUUAGGCUUUGGUACAUCUUAGUAGAAUCUAGCAAUAAUAAAUCUGCCACAGUAUAAAUACCUAUUUAUGUAUGGCCUUCAUCCUUCUAAGAAGUUCCAAGGAAUGAAUCUACUAGUUCAUGCACUGGCAUCUUAUUCCCCAAAGCAAUUGCAGCAUCAGAUGGAGAUUUUGAGCAUUUAAAUUCUGAUAUGGACGAUACCAAUGGUAAUUUCUUGAUUUGUGGAACUAACAGGAACUAUUAAUAUCAACAAAAAGAUUAUGCAAGUGGUAGAGGAGGUGUAAUAGCACUGUUUGGAAUAACUGGAAAAGCUUAUUGGGCAUAUGCAGCUUUUCUUCCUUAAAUGUAGUUGGAUAUUAUUCUAAUACUUUUUUGA
Stylonychia lemnae is the source of this 5631-nucleotide messenger RNA. NCBI's taxonomy places the organism in Eukaryota, Ciliophora, Spirotrichea, Sporadotrichida, Oxytrichidae. The record is from the annotation of a GenBank genome assembly.